This is a messenger RNA of Aricia agestis (brown argus), 1757 nucleotides long. RefSeq names its product protein amnionless (gene Amnionless). Gene Ontology annotation, biological process: intracellular protein localization; receptor-mediated endocytosis. Bases 10 to 1284 code for a protein of 424 amino acids. Lineage: Eukaryota; Metazoa; Arthropoda; Insecta; Lepidoptera; Lycaenidae. Gene Ontology annotation, cellular component: endocytic vesicle; apical plasma membrane. The record is from RefSeq and is a predicted model, not a curated record. The transcript has a single exon.
CCGAGUGAAAUGAACGCGUACUUUCUCUCCGCCUUUUUCAUCGGCGCACUCCAUUGUGUCACGCCAGCGACGGUAAAAUGGCUGCCGAAUACCAGCUUCAAUUUGCCCACGAGUUUCAAAAAUGGAAAGCUGCCCUGCCCGAAGCAGACGGUCGUUUUCCCCGAAAGUACGAUAAAUGCGAUCGAGAUUGACUCCGAUAUAUCCAUCAGUGAGUUGGUACUGCCCAUGGAAGGAGAGCUGUUGUUUGGGAACGCGGAGGUUUCGUUCGGGCCGUCAAUCGACUCCAACUGCACAGAUGAUGGUAAUGUUUUCUACUUGGAGAAGUCGAUAUCUUCGUGGGCGCAACCAGACGUGUGGAGUUCUCCCAAGUUCAACGAGGCCACCCCCGAUGCGGAGAGAAUACCCUGUUUCGAGGAUAUAGUCGAGUUUCCAGAGAAGGCACAAUUCUCGCUACUCCUUCCGGACCAGACACAGCGAGUGCGGGAAAUAAGGAUAGCUGGGGUCACCUUGGGCCAUGAGGAGCAGGUUCUCGACUUCGUGUCCAUGAGCUACAGUGGGCCUCAACAGUUCGUGUUGAAUAAAUUCGGUGAUCUCGGAUUAGAGGUUCGACUAGAAAACUGUAAGUCGGUCUCCGGGUGUCCGUGUCAGAAUGAAAUCCUCAAGGUCGAUUGCUCGUCGAAAUUCUGCCCAAAGCCGACUUGUGUCAACCCCAUCCAGCCGGUCGGGCACUGCUGCAAGAUUUGCGGCGGCUCCAUACUAUUCGGCAUAGAUAAAAGCUUCGAUUUGCUAUCGUUUGAAGAAUUUGUCGAUUCAAUCGUGUCUAGCUACGGAAAGGAAGGUCUCGUUUACCACAUAGGAAGAUUGCCGGAUGACAGAGUGCAGGUAGUUGUCGUCGACAAGGGGGAGUAUUCGGGCACCAGUGCGGUGGUCAUUAACGAUAUCAGCCACAAGAUGGAGAAGCAUUCAUUUCACGAGACCCUUUUAAGUGGAAGUCCCUUGGAUGAGGCCGGGGUAGGCGGUCGUACGUUUGUGACGGUGCUACUGCUUGUGGUAGCGUUCAUGGGGACCGUCUACUUGUAUUACUACAAGGUGCCUGACGUGAGGCUACUUCGUUCCGGUGUGCUGAGGUACAAUCAGAGAUCAGAGAGUGUUGUUUCUUUGACUCGCCGAGACUCUGGCGUGGGGGUCAACACAGGACUGUCCAGAGCCUCCUUCAGAAAUCCAUUAUACGAUUCUAAAAGGCAGCGAGUGAUUGUCGAAGAGUCAACCCUGGAAGAUGAAUAAAGUUGGUGUUAAAUGUAAAAGUAAAAAGAUUUGUGAAAUAUAAAAGUAAAGCAACAACGGUAGACCAAAAUCGUUAGAAUUCAAAUUAUUAUAAUAUUUGUGAUUUAAAAUAUAGCAGAUAUUAAUUAAAUGUCUUAAAAUAAGAGACAACUAUACUUUUCACACACGGAGUUUUGAAUGGGAUAGAAAAUUAAUUAGUUUGGUAAUGCGAUAAGUUGAUAGUUUAUGAAAAUCGUGCAAAUCACUAGAUAUCUUCUGUAAGAAACUCGUUAAAAUCUAAAAUAAAACAUCAUCAGUUAUCGCUAAGCCCGGUAUGCCAUUAAAAUAACCCAGAGUAAGAAAAACCAUUCCAAAGUCGUUAGUAACCGUCAGAUUUUCAUGGAAAAGUGCAGUUAUUUGAGACAGGUUUAAUAUUGCGAUCGUAAGUCAUAUCUAAGAAAACUCCACUUUUGAAAUAUAAAAUUCUUUAUGAA